Messenger RNA from Periconia digitata, 766 nucleotides. NCBI's taxonomy places the organism in Eukaryota, Fungi, Ascomycota, Dothideomycetes, Pleosporales, Periconiaceae. The record is from the annotation of a GenBank genome assembly.
UUCGACUGUACAGAAUCCGCGACAUUCCACCGCCACCACCGCAAAAAUGUGGCCCUUCGAUGCAAUCGACUGGCUCAUGCUCCUGGUCCCCAUCGCCUAUCUCUUUAUUCUCGUAGGAUCUUUGUACACUUUCAGUUCCAUCUACCGCAAACGAACCGCCGCGAAGGCCGCCUCUCUGGAGCCAUGGUUUCCUCCCCACAUCCAGCGCAACAUCUAUUUGUCGCUUCUGCACCAAGAAGAUCCAAAAUGCCCCGAUAGCAUCCUGAAAGCAGCGCUCUUGCGUCGCGCGACCGAGGACAUCACGCGCAUCAUGGCGAUCCGAAACGCAAAGCAGGCGCUGCAGGUGUUGCUGCAAAGGGGCAGCGUGGGCGACGACUUGUGGCAGCGAUUCCAGCGCGCUGAAAAGGAGAUCGAGGAUGAGCUAAGAGAUGUUGUUACUGAGGCCAACGCUUUUGCUCCUAACUGGGGUCAAACCAUCUUUCAAUCUGCCUCGGAAAUGCUGCAAAACGACCAAAUCCGUGAGCGCGUCACAGACAUCCUGGGCACUGCUCAAGCCGAGAAAGCAUGGUGGGACCAACGCAAGUCGCAGAUCCAGACAGAAUUCAUGAAGGAAUUGGAUGAGGAGAAAAUGAAGAGCCCAACUGCCUCAAGCGUGGCGGGCAGCGUUACUGGGAGUGUUGCUGGUAGCGAGGAUGCGGUUUUGGUUGAGGGUGGCGGGCCUGCAGAAAAGACAGGCAAGGGCAAGAAGAAGAAGAGCAAGAACUAG